AAGCCAGUUGCCGUAUACCCACCACCAUGGCCCAUCAUGGGCCAACGGCAGUAGCGCUACAUCUACUGCUACAAAUCCACCUCGCAGUCAUGGUGUGCUCGCUUCUCCCUUCGUCAGCCGGUGCGUUCACCAGCAGCAACACUAAUGCUGUUGCCGUGGCGCCGCGGGUCCCAUGCCUGCGAUCCCAGGAGAUGGCGCUGCUUCAGCUCAAACGCUCGUUUACCGCCACCGCCUACUCCAUCACGGCGUUCCGGUCAUGGAAGGUCGGCACGGACUGCUGCGGAUGGGCGGGCGUGCACUGCGGUGACGCCGACGGUCGUGUGACUUCCCUUGACCUAGGGAGUUGGGGCCUGGAGAGCGCAGGUCUCGACCCUGCGCUUUUCGAUCUAACCUCCCUCAGGUACCUCAACCUUGCGUGGAACAAUUUCAAUUUGUCUAAACUUCCGUCCACCGGGUUUGAGCAAUUGACUAAUCUCACCAGUCUCAACCUCCCCAACACCUUCUUUUCCGGUCAAGUUCCUCACAACAUAGGCCGUCUCACCAACUUGGUCUCUCUUGACCUCUCCGUUUCCUCUGAACUUGUAGAGUUGGCCGACAAUAUGGAUAGGUAUAUAGAGGGUGACCUUGACAAUAUUGAGAGCCUAGCCGUGACAAACUUCACAUCCUUAGUUGCAAACCUCGGUAGUUUGAGGGAGCUUAAUCUUGGUGGUGUCAACCUGUCCCAGUCAACAGAUUGGUGUGAUGCUCUAUCCAUGUACGCUCGAAAUCUCCGUGUCCUUAGGUUGGAUGGUUGUAAAAUCCAUGGACCAAUCUGUGGGACAUUCUCUGCUUUACGCUCACUAUCCGUGAUUGAUCUCCAGGGUAGUUCAUUGACCGGUCAAAUACCAGAUUUCUUUGCCAACUAUUCCUUGCUCAAUGUUCUCCAGCUUAGCUACAAUCAACUCGAAGGAUGGGUUUCUCCCGAAAUCUUUGAACAUAAGAAAUUGGUGACUAUCGAUCUUUACUAUAAUCCUAAACUCUCCGGUAGCCUCCCAAAUAUCUCAGCUGAUAGUUGUCUACAAAAUUUGCUGGUUGGUCGCACCAACUUCUCUAGUACAAUACCAAGUUCCAUUGGCAAAAUCAGAUCUUUAAAAAGGCUAGGCCUUGAUGCACCUGGAUUUUCUGGAAAUCUGCCCUCAUCAAUUGGCGAGCUCAAAUCCUUGAACACAUUGAAGGUAUCAGGAUUAAAUCUAGUAGGACCUAUGCCAUCAUGGAUCACAAACUUAACUUCCUUAAAGGUUCUUAAAUUUUCUUAUUGUGGCUUAUAUGGAUCAAUACCUUCUUCCAUAGGUCAUUUGAUCAAACUAAAAAUAUUUGCAGUCAUGCAAUGCGAAGCUUCAGGGGAGAUACCUCCACACAUCUUUAAUAUGACACAAUUAGAAGAACUAGCCCUUGGUUCCAACAAUUUUACAGGAAUAGUGGAACUUAACUCGCUAUGGAGACUACCAAACCUAUCCCUCUUGGACCUAUCAAACAACAAGAUAGUAGUACAAGAGGGACAAGAAAAUUCUUCAAUGGUAUCCUUACCUAACAUACAAUUCUUAAACUUGGCGGCAUGUAGCAUCACUAAGUUCCCUAGCAUUUUAAAGCAUCUAAACUAUUGCAUAGGGCUUGACCUUUCAAAUAACCAAAUGCAUGGGGCCAUACCCCGGUGGGUAUGGGAAAAUUGGUCGACAGACCCAUCCUUUGGCCUUUUCUAUCUGGAUUUGUCACACAAUAAUUUUACUAGUGUUGGCUACGAAACCUUUCUUCCUAUUUCUUUAGUAAAGCUGGAUCUCAGUUUCAACAUGUUUGAGGGGCCAAUACCCCUACCCCAAUAUUCUGCGCAAGUGCUUGAUUACUCUAGCAACAUGUUCUCAUCCAUGCCACAUAAUUUUUCUACUCAACUUAGAGAUACUUACGUUUUCAAGGCGUCUCGAAACAAUCUAUCAGGGAAUAUUCCAACAUCUUUUUGUAUUGUUUCUGAAUUUCUUGAUCUCUCUUACAAUACCUUUAAUGGUUCAGUCCCCUCUUGCCUGAUGGAGGAUGCCAAUCCAUUGAUAGUUCUAAAUCUCAAAGAAAAUCAACUUGACGGAGAGCUUCCUGACACUAUCAACGAAAACUGCACUCUUGAGUUGCUAGACAUAAGUAGCAAUCGUAUUGAAGGGCAGUUGCCUAAAUCUCUUGUGGCUUGCAAAAGAUUGGAGGUCCUUGCUAUCGCAAACAAUAACAUAACCGGCUCUUUUCCAUGUUGGAUGAGUACACUCCCAAGACUUCAAGUCCUCAUCCUAAAACACAACAAUUUCUUUGGAUUGGUGAUACCAUCUAGCGCCAAAGAAAAAAUCACUUGGGGAUUCCCAAGCCUUCGGAUUUUGGAUAUAUCCUACAAUAACUUCUCAGGCACACUGAACAAAGAAUGGCUUUCAAAAUUAAUGGGCAUGAUAGUCGAAGUUAGUAAUGAGACAUUGGUGAUGGAAUAUUACGCUUAUUAUGGUCAACUCUACCAUCUUGGCACAAAAAUCAGAAGCAAAGGAUCAGGGAACCAAUUUGAUAAGAGAUGGAUGACCUUUGGAUUCAUUGAUCGCUCAAAUAAUACCUACCAGCUUAGCACUGAACUCACAAGCAAAGGAUCAGAGCGCCAAUUUGAUGAGAUAUGGAGGACCCUUGGAUUCCUUGAUGUCUCAAAUAAUGCUUUCCAGGGAAGCAUCCCCGCAGAUAUCGGGGGGCUUGUUUUGCUGGACGUCCUCAACAUGUCACACAACUCCUUCACAGGGCCAAUUCCAUCUCAGCUCGGUCAUUUGGCACACUUGGAGUCUUUGGACCUGUCCUCUAAUGCGCUUUCUGGGGAGAUCCCAUUGGAGUUAGCAUCGUUGGACUCACUCACAACAUUGAACCUGUCCAACAACAAGCUGAUGGGAAGCAUACCAGAAUCACCUCAUUUCAUGACAUUCUCCAACAAUUCAUUUCUUGGAAAUGAAGAUUUGUGCGGGCCUCCACUGUCAAAAGUGUGCAACAACAAAGUAAAGUCAAAUGCGAAGAAGAAAUCUGUAGAUUUUAUAUUAUUCCUAUUUGUUGGAAUAGGAUUUGGUGUUGGAUUUGCAGUUGCAGUUGUAGUGGCAUGGGGAAUUCCUGUUAGAAAACGAGCUUGAGAAAUACAGAAACCAUUCUCCAUGAUGUAUUAAAAUAAAAUAAACCUCAUGUUAGGGGAUACGCAAUCAAGGCAGUCUUGACGUCCUGUAAACCUUUAUUGCUAUUUUAUUUCAGAAAA
Molecule: messenger RNA, 3286 nt
Organism: Panicum hallii
Lineage: Eukaryota; Viridiplantae; Streptophyta; Magnoliopsida; Poales; Poaceae
Product: receptor-like protein 7
Exons: 1
Coding region: 27-3167 (1046 amino acids)
Molecular function (GO): protein binding
Source: RefSeq, a predicted model, not a curated record